Loxodonta africana (African savanna elephant) is the source of this 3899-nucleotide messenger RNA. RefSeq names its product solute carrier family 1 member 3 (gene SLC1A3). The transcript is spliced from 10 exons. NCBI's taxonomy places the organism in Eukaryota, Metazoa, Chordata, Mammalia, Proboscidea, Elephantidae. The record is from RefSeq and is a predicted model, not a curated record. Gene Ontology annotation, molecular function: neutral L-amino acid transmembrane transporter activity; L-glutamate transmembrane transporter activity; glutamate:sodium symporter activity. Gene Ontology annotation, biological process: L-aspartate import across plasma membrane; L-glutamate import across plasma membrane; D-aspartate import across plasma membrane. Gene Ontology annotation, cellular component: plasma membrane. The coding region runs from base 199 to 1827 and encodes 542 amino acids.
CCAGGCUGCCGCUCAGCGCGUUUAGGAACUCCGUCGUACCUGCUGGGGAAUUCACCUUGUCAUUUGCCCGGGGUUUCUUCCACCCGUUACGAAACCCGCAAAGUUGUGUGCUCUAACACCAAAGAGGAGCUUUGACUUUCUGGGGGUGAUUCCGACACACUGAAGUGCAAAGAAGAGACACUUACAGAGCAGUAAAAUAUGACUAAAAGCAAUGGAGAAGAGCCCAAGAUCGGGGGACGGAUGGAGAGGUUGCAGCGAGGAGUUCGUAAACGCACACUCUUGGCCAAGAAGAAAGUGCAGAACAUCACAAAGGAGGAUGUUAAAAAUUACCUGUUUCGGAACGCCUUUGUGCUGCUGACUGUCACUGCUGUCAUUGUGGGUACAAUCCUUGGAUUUACUCUCCGACCAUACAAGAUGAGCUACCGGGAAGUCAAGUACUUCUCUUUUCCUGGGGAACUCCUCAUGAGGAUGUUACAGAUGCUGGUAUUGCCUCUUAUCAUCUCCAGUCUUGUCACAGGAAUGGCGGCCCUAGAUAGUAAGGCAUCAGGGAAGAUGGGAAUGCGAGCUGUAGUCUAUUACAUGACUACGACCAUCAUUGCUGUGGUGAUUGGCAUAAUCAUUGUUAUCAUCAUCCAUCCUGGGAAGGGCACAAAGGAAAACAUGCACAGAGAAGGCAAAAUUGUACAAGUGACAGCUGCAGACGCCUUCCUGGACUUGAUCAGGAACAUGUUCCCUCCAAAUCUGGUGGAAGCCUGCUUUAAACAGUUUAAAACCAACUAUGAGAAGAGAAGCUUUAAAGUGCCUAUCCAGUCCAAUGAAACGCUCGUGGGUGCUGUGAUAAACAACGUGUCAGAGGCCAUGGAGACGCUCACACGAAUCAAAGAGGAGCUGGUCCCAGUUCCAGGAUCUGUGAAUGGAGUCAACGCCCUGGGGCUGGUUGUCUUCUCCAUGUGCUUUGGUUUUGUGAUUGGAAGCAUGAAGGAGCAGGGGCAAGCCCUGAAAGACUUCUUUGAUUCUCUUAAUGAAGCCAUCAUGAGACUGGUAGCAGUGAUAAUGUGGUACGCCCCUCUUGGCAUCCUCUUCCUGAUUGCAGGGAAAAUUGUAGAGAUGGAAGACAUGGGAGUGAUCGGGGGGCAGCUUGCCAUGUACACAGUGACAGUCAUCGUCGGCUUACUCAUUCACGCAGUCAUUGUCCUGCCCCUUCUCUACUUCUUGGUAACACGUAAAAACCCUUGGGUUUUUAUCGGAGGCUUGCUACAAGCACUCAUCACAGCUCUGGGAACCUCCUCAAGUUCUGCCACCCUACCCAUCACCUUCAAGUGCCUGGAGGAGAACAUUGGUGUGGACAAACGCGUCACCAGAUUCGUGCUCCCUGUGGGGGCCACCAUUAACAUGGAUGGCACUGCCCUCUAUGAGGCCUUGGCUGCCAUUUUCAUCGCCCAAGUGAACAACUUCGAACUGAACUUUGGACAGAUUAUUACAAUCAGCAUCACAGCCACAGCUGCCAGUAUUGGGGCUGCUGGGAUUCCUCAGGCAGGCCUGGUCACCAUGGUCAUCGUGCUGACAUCUGUGGGGCUGCCGACCGACGACAUCACGCUCAUCAUUGCUGUGGACUGGUUCCUGGACCGCCUCCGUACUACCACCAACGUGCUCGGUGACUCCCUUGGAGCUGGAAUUGUUGAGCACUUAUCACGACAUGAACUGAAGAACCGAGAUGUCGAAAUGGGUAACUCAGUGAUUGAAGAGAAUGAAAUGAAGAAAUCGUAUCAGCUGAUUGCCCAAGAAAGUGAAAAUGAGAAGCCUUUGGACAGUGAAACCAAGAUGUAGGCUAACAUAAAGAAAUGCUUUCUUGAGCACCGGGUGUUUGAAAACCAUUAUAAUGCUUCCAUCCCAUUACAACUCAUUUUCUACAGUAAGCCCCUUGCCUCACUUUCCCUUAUUCUGAACAGUAUUGGAAGUAUUACUUCAAAAAGAAGGGAGAAUUUUGCAGCAGCCAAAUUGUAUGGCUUUUAUCCCACACUUCAAAAUCUUAAAUCAUUUCGUGUUAGUCUUACCUAAUAAGAUACUCGAGAUCAAAAAUAUUCUUGAUCAGAUCUUACAAGCUGACGUGGCACACAGUCCUGUAAAUGUGAUGUUUUUUAUACGCUAAAGAGUCAAACAAAAAGUAGGCCAUAAACAUAUUUCUGAAGCAAGCUUCAAAAUUUAAAAAUCCUUUAGGACACAAUUCAGUUUUAGUCUUAAAACAUAACGUGAUAAACUACAAUCAGUGAUCAGUUGGACGUAGAAGGGAUUUUUUUUUUUUUCCUUUCUCUUCUGACUUGUGUCCUUAUUAUAUAAGUAGCAGGACAAUAUACAUGCACACCUACCACAGCAUGAGAAGAGGCAUAAAGUGAAAUUUCUGUGUGGCCUUCAGUAAGUCACUUCUCAUCUCUAGGACCUACGUCUGUAAAAUGGAUGAGUUCCCUUGAUGCCUUGAUGGUCUCUUUUAGCCUGAACACCCUGUGACAUCAUGAAAAGCCACCCUUCAUUUUCCCUCCGGACAGCCAGGACCAAGUAUCAUUCCUCGGAACAUGCAGGAAGGACAUUUAGUAGAGAGUGAACAUUUCUAAUUAGGGGUGAGAGGUCUAUGUGGUUCACCAGGUCCCGUGUCCAAAAUGUCAGUUACGCAAGCCAGCAGGCAGGAGGCCAUUCCGGGAGUGGAAUUAUUCAUGAAACUCUCUGCCCAGUUCUUCCGAACUGGGGAAGUAUGCCCUUCUUUCCAACUCUUCCUAAACUGAAGGGACUGCUCUGGGAAGGAGGUCUCCCACCACUUCUCAACUGACAAUAGACUUUUAGAAAAGAAAAUGUAAGACUAGCAACUAGCAGGGUGCUCAUGGUCUUACCAUGGAACACUAAAGAGCCAGCUAGGAAAAAAUGGAGCAUGGUUGAUAUUAUAAAGAGAGGAUCUUAGAACACCAAUAUUCUAGGUCUUUAGGAAAGAAUUAAAAAGUUAUUUUCUUUUUUUUAACCUGGAAUACUUUUUCUCUUCAGUUCAAAAUCAUUCCCUAAGGAAGUGUGUGUAUCAAAACAUGAGGUCAUUUCUUAUAUAUUUUAACGGAGUUGAAUGAGUGCUUUCACAGGGGUCCAUGAGCUGGUUGGGUGGUCCCUUAUUUGGAAAUGUUUUUUACUUUCAUCGAAAGUUCGUAAGAUGAGAGAAACAAGGUAUUUCUUUGUGUUGGAUUUCCACUUACCAAAUGAUUCAAAACCUUCAGCUGGAGUGGGUUGUUUUGUUGUGUUUCAUUUGUGUCCCUGAGCGAAAUGGUAGAAGAUGAAUUGGUAUGAAGGCAUUGUCAAUGAGCUUGCAAGUAAAAACAACAGCAGGGGCAUUAAUUUCAGGCAAGGCAGCUCCCAGGUUUAGAGGAGAUUAAUUUUUACCCCCUAAGGAAUAAAAAAAAAAAAAAAAAAUUUUUUUUUUUUUUAAGGAAUAUCCAGUCAAAGGGGUCAAGUGGGAGCUGUUAGACAACACCAGCUGUAUUUGAAUAUCUGACCGAAAAAUGGUGAAGAAUGGGCUUAAUUAUGCUAACAGACUGAAAAUCUAGAUAUUCUUCCUCUGAUAUACAAUUAGAGAUGUUUCUAUAUAGAUCCCAAGCAUUUUGUGUGUAUACACGUUAACAUUAGGCAGUGGUGGAGUAACCAUUUAACGUUGAGGCUCUAUUUGGGGAAUGCACUACAAAAGUUAACGUAUGUGACUGUCAUUUUAUGACACCAGUAGAGCAAAAUUAAUCAUGGCAAAUUAAUUCUGUUACACAGCGUGAUCCUUUUUUAUACUAACCAUUUCUUAAGGAACCAGGUCCUCUAGGUAUGAUCCUCUCACCAGCCCACCACAGGCUCUGCAUGUACACGCACCCAGUGUGGACUGA